This is a messenger RNA of Coccidioides immitis RS, 2821 nucleotides long. RefSeq names its product dynactin 2. Bases 155 to 1555 code for a protein of 466 amino acids. The transcript is spliced from 3 exons. Gene Ontology annotation, cellular component: cytoplasm; dynactin complex. The record is from RefSeq and is a predicted model, not a curated record. Gene Ontology annotation, biological process: mitotic spindle organization. Lineage: Eukaryota; Fungi; Ascomycota; Eurotiomycetes; Onygenales; Onygenaceae.
CUAGUUGAUUACGGUAAAUGACUUGUAUCACUUGCUGACUAAUGCAUGUUUACUCCCACGUGAGGGUUGCGGCGAGUCCGCUUUCGAAUGACGGGCGAUAGAAACGAGCGCAGCCAGUGCAUCGCUGAGAGUUCGUAAAACAGGACAGUUAGCGAUGGCCUUUAACAAGAAGUAUGCCGGUCUUCCUGACCUUGACCUCGCGCCGGACAUCUAUGAAACCCCCGAGCUCACCGAUGCUUCCACGCUCCCCACUGCUACCGUUCGAUCAUCCUCACCUUUCCAGGAAGAGACAUCUACCCCAGGAAUUGACCGGCAACGCUUGCAACCCGAUCAUGCCCGCUCACAAUUCGAGCCCGUGAAGGUGGAUGCAAGAGAUGUAGAUUUCUCAGAUAGUGUUGCAUCUAAGAGGAAAUCAUAUCGGACUAUUAAACGCUCAAGGCGGACACGGGAUGAUGGAACAGAAAUCUUGGCAGAUAUUAGCGACGAUGAAGAGGAAUCAUUGGAGGGGAAACUGGCAAGAUUACGCAGAGAAGCAGAGGAAUUGAAGGAUGAGCUUUCCAACCGGAAGACACAACGGAGUGAACAAACGGACGAAUCGGAGAUUCAAGUUACAGAAGACGGCAUUCUGGAACUGACCCGGUCUCUGGAUAAACUAUACGCAUCCUCCAAGGGGGAACAGCAAACGUCAUUCUCCUCAGAGGCGGCAUUGAUGAGGAGACUGUCUACCACAAUCCAGUUUCCCGGACCUGAAAGUCAACUAAAAGAGGCUGAAUCCUCCGUCUCUCAACCGGCCAGAAUACCCUCCACACUUUUGUCAAACGCCGCAUCUUUCGACGCUAGACUCCGACUACUCGAGGCCGCCCUCGGACUAUCCCAAACGCCCGUCCCAUUAUCCCCCGACGAUCCAUCUGAAUCUGACCUUCAGCCAAUUCUGCCGACCCUAACCCAUCUCUCCUCCCAGCUCUCCACCCUCACGAGCACUUUAACCGGAUCUCCAUCCAACGGCCCUGCAGCCAUCCCCACCACCCUCACAACGCCUCACCUCGAAGCCCUAACCACUCGAAUCCGCAAACUCACCGCCGAUGCCGAAGCGCUCACUGCAGCCCGCCGACGCGCUACAGAGGCCGCCCGCGCCGUCCUAGCGGCACGCAUCGCGGCAGCAACGACCGACGAACCGCCCGAAGUGCCCGCUGCAGCUGCACAGGCCACCCCGACCGAAACAGAGGCUGCGGCCAGUGAGCAGGCAGCGAAGAUACAAGCUCUUUAUACCACUUUGCCGACAAUAACAUCGCUGCAUCCACUACUACCCAGUGUUCUAGAGAGAUUGCGCUCGUUGCGGGCGAUUCAUGCUGGUGCGGCACAGGCUAGUGAGGAUUUGGACACCUUGGAGCAGAGUCAGGUGGAAAUGAGGAAGGAGAUUGAGCAGUGGAGAGAAGGGUUAAAGGCUAUGGAAGAGAGGGUGAAAGAAAGCGAAGCGGCGAUGAAAAGCAAUGUGGAAGUUAUGAGCCCGUGGAUUAGAGACCUGGAGAGGAGGUUGGACGUUAUGGGAAAAUAGUCCUAGUCAGAACUCUUACUUUCUCCAUUACCAGAUCGGAGGACAUAUAGCUUCAAUUUUUUUUUUUGACUUGUUAAAUAGCUACCUUUGCGCAUGUUAAUACCCCUUUCUGCGGUUUAAUACAUCCAAAUGAUGAUAUGCAAUUGUUUAAAUCGAGUUUUACGCCUCAAUGCCUAAAAUACACCGGAAUCUAUAUAUAGAUAUAUAUCGACCAAGUCCAAACCCGCUACUAUCGCUACCAGGCUCUACAUACUUGAAUAUCUAACCUGCUUCAUGAUCUUAAUUUUUGGCACCAUCUUAAUUUCCGCCCACCACCCACGCGUAAGAUGGCCUCUUGCAUUCCGCUGAAUCCACUCCCAUACACUCACACCAGCAUCUCCAAAUACCUUCUUCAGAAUUACCAUCUCUACCCGCCCCAAUCUUUCCCCUUGUCCAGGCUUCAAUAAUCUAAUCCCACCAAACCCUUUAACCUCUUCCAAAACCACCCAUUUCCCUCUGCCCUUAAUUUGACCGGGGUCCUCAACCAAUGCAUAAUCCAGUCUAUCCCAAAAGAUAGCGGAUCCCUUCACGCUUUCAUCUUCCGUCUUAUCGUACUUCCAGCGCGUCGCUCCAGAACGCAGUGUCGGGGCAUUUCCAUCCGGUGAACCGGGGAGGACGAGCAAUGGACUUUUGGGUGGUGGUUUUUCGAGGAAGUGAGUUACCCCCGUUUGACACGCUAGUGUGUCAAGAUGCACUGCUAUCACUGGCUUCGAGCCGUGGGCUUGGUCGUGCAGCUUGUUAAGUGCGAGAGCGCCUGGAUAGUUGGCCAUGGAGACGGGGAGGAGGAUAAAUGUGGAAAUCGAAAAGGCAGCGAGAGUGGAAAGAAUGAGAGAGAUAGAACCAAAACGGUAGAGCAGAGAUUUGGUACGGUGAGUCCAGAUAUAUGAUGCUCCGAGAGCGGCUGCCGUGGUAAGGGGCGGAAUGGUGUAUAUGAUAAAUCGCCAUUCUUUGUGGGGCUGGAGGCUGUACAGGGCGAUGUAUGCAAGGGAUGGUGUGAGGAGUGAGAGGGCAGCACGCUGCCUGGCUGGAACGAUACAUGAUAGGGGAAUUGAGAUAAGGUAGGUUAAGGGGUUGAGAAGCAACCGAGGAAUGGCGCUGGUAAAGUAGAAAUGCCAUGGAUGGACUCCCCAGUCAGAUGCCUUCCCGGAGACCACGUUAUAUAAGAACGCUGAGAGUUCGGGCCAGAGAGGAAAUUUUUGCCAGAAGAAGGAAUCAAUGGGAAUCGAA